UCCAGCACGGGGCAUGGGGAGGGAUAACCCCCUUCCUGAAGGGGAAGAAGUGGGCUGAACAAGAGACGCUCUAAACCGUCUACGCCCGCAGGGCAGUGGGAUUCCUCGUGGCCAGAUCGCUGUGAAGUUGCUGCUCCGUGGGCUCGCCUACAUCCUCUUCAUUGCACUUCUAUGGUCAGCGAUCCGGUCGUGCCUUCCUCUGGGUGAUGUUGUCGUGACCGUCAUUGCCAGCAGUCCGAUCUUUCUCGUCGCUUCUGCACGCCUCCUGCUGAAGGAGGACAUACCUGCCGUCUGGCCGCUUCAGGUCGUCAUCUGCCUUGCAGGUGCCGCCUUGGUCAACAAGCCGAAGGCUGUCGACGCCGAGUGCCCGGCUUCUACUGCAUUGCUGCCUUUUGGCGCGGGCUUCGCAGGUGCCAUGAUGAACCUAGCAUCUCGUAGUCUCAAGGACCUCCCACCGGUGACCCUGUGCCUCUUCAACGACGUUGUCGCUGUGGCUUUCGGAAUGACGUGGUCUCUUCUGCUCACCCCGGACGAGUCGCCGUUCCCAGUCUCAGAGGAUCUCAGCACGAUGUUGGUCGUCGUGUCGGCUCUUGUUGGUUGGGUGGGCCUCCUGUCGAACGUCAAAGGCUACCAAUCCGUGUCCGUGAGCGCCGUAGCCAGCAUCGCCGGGUACGUGUCCGUGCCACUGAGCUAUGCUUCCCAGGUGUUUAUGUUCGGUCAGAUGCCUGACAGGUGGUCUACAGUUGGUACUUUUCUCAUAUGUGUAAUCAACGUUGCGGCGACAGUUCAGAAGUGGCGUGCGAUGAGCGCCGCAGCGAAGAGCGAUAGCGACUACGCGAGGCUGCCGCAUAGCUGCGACGGCACCGAGAAGGCAGAUCUUCACGUACCGUCGCUGAAGGACGUGGGCGUUGGAGCAUGACGCUGCGCGGCCAUGUCGUAUUUCUGACUUUCGCGCCGUUGGUUGCAAGCACACCCUGGUUAGCGAUGCCAGAGUAUGUCUGUAUGUUUCCUUAUUCCUUCUGGUUUUGUGCGCACGUUGCCGCUUCGACGAGCUAUUGUGGGGCGGACUCUAGGCAUAUCCUGCAUGCCCUCGCUGCAGUUUUCAUGUGAGCAAUUUUCAAGCUAAAGCAGCUCCCUUUUCUGCUAGAUCUUUCGAUUGAGCAAGUUGCACGAACAGCGACACGUCCGUCUAAUGCAAUGCGGUCGAAACAUACCUCGUGCCAUAGCCCAGCGCGAGUAAACCGCCAGUGGGUGAUCCUUCGUCAAUCGAGUGCCCGUUCUGUUCGAUGGUGU
Molecule: messenger RNA, 1293 nt
Organism: Prorocentrum cordatum
Lineage: Eukaryota; Dinophyceae; Prorocentrales; Prorocentraceae
Source: the annotation of a GenBank genome assembly